Molecule: messenger RNA, 5435 nt
Organism: Parus major (Great Tit)
Lineage: Eukaryota; Metazoa; Chordata; Aves; Passeriformes; Paridae
Gene: C5
Product: complement C5
Exons: 41
Coding region: 70-5106 (1678 amino acids)
Cellular component (GO): extracellular region
Molecular function (GO): endopeptidase inhibitor activity; protein binding
Source: RefSeq, a predicted model, not a curated record
CUCACCCACAGCAGAGGCUGUUUAACCCACCCUCACUGAUAUCUAUGGUUUGCUGUUGUCCCAGACACAAUGACUAUUUUUAUACAUUUUAUUGUUCUACUAUUUUCUGGAACGACUUUUAGCCAAGAGAAAACUUAUGUCCUUACAGCACCAAAGAUCUUCCGAGCUGGGGCCUCUGAGAAAGUUGUAGUUCAAGCUUUUGGUUAUGAAGAGGAAUUUCCAGUCAAUAUUGCCCUAAAAAGCUUCCCAGAUAAGCUGGUUGUGUAUUCGUCUGGUCAAAUUUCCUUAACUCCAGCCAACAAAUUUCAAGAUGCUGUAACUUUAACAGUUCAACCAAGAGAUUUACCAAGAACAGAUAAUUCAGACAAGUAUUUGUAUUUGGAAGCUGUUUCUCCACAUUUUACGAGAUUUAAAAAAAUUCCUGUUUCCUAUGAGAAUGGGUUUCUUUUUAUUCAUACAGACAAACCAGUUUAUACUCCUGACCAAUCAGUGAAGGUCAGAGUUUACUCUCUGAAUGAAGAACUGCAGCCAGCUCGGAGAGAAACUGUCCUAACUUUUGUGGAUCCUGAAGAAGUAGAAGUGGAUAUUUUGGAAGAAAAAGAUUUUACUGGAAUCGUUUCUUUUCCCGACUUCAAGAUUCCUCCUAAUCCUAAGUAUGGAAUUUGGAAGAUUAAAGCCAAGUACAAGAAGGAUUUUGUGACCUCAGCUGUGGCAAAAUUUGAAGUUAAGGAAUAUGCAAUGCCAAGCUUUUCCAUCAUCAUCGAGCCAGAGAGUAACUUCAUUAGUUCUGAUAAAUUUGAGAACUUCAGGAUUGUUGUGAAAGCUAGCUAUUUUUCCAACAAAAAGCUUCCCAGUGCUGAUGUUUUUCUUCGUUUUGGAAUAAUUGAAGAAAGUGAGAAAAGAAUGAUGCCUCAGGCAAUGCAUGUAACGAGGAUUGAAAAUGGAGUUGCUGAAAUCAGUUUUAACAGUAAGAGAGCAGCAAGUUCCAUAGGUUUUGACAGUCUGGAAGCACUGGAUGGGUCAUAUUUAUAUAUUGUGGCAUCAGUGUUGGAGUCUAUGGGUGGCCUCAGUGGAGAGGUAGAGUUCGCUGGAGUCAGGUUUGCUGUCUCUCCUUACAAGCUGAGUUUGAUUGCCACCCCUCUCUUUGUGAAGCCUGGACUUCCCUUCUUCAUUAAGGUGCAGGUGAAAGACACCAUGGAUGACUUUGUUGGAAAUGUCCCUGUAACUGUCACUGCAAAAUCCUUUAGUGAGCAAAUGGAUGAGACUCACUUGAUAUCAGAGGGUUCAGAAUCUGGGAGAAGAAAAACAAGCAUCAGUGAUGGAACUGCUUUGUUUGUUGUUAAUAUCCCAUCAAACAGUAAAAUGAUGGAGUUUCAAGUAAAAACUGCAGAUCCACGUCUUUCAGAUGAAAACCAAGCGAGUAAAACCUAUGAAGCAAAAGCUUAUUCAUCCCUGAGUCAGAGUUAUCUCUAUAUUGACUGGGCUUCAAACCACAAAACCCUGGAAGUGGGGGAUGUAAUAAAUAUUAAUUUAUAUCCACAAAGUCACUACAUUGAUAAAAUACAUCACUACAGCUAUUUGAUCACAUCAAAAGGGAAGACAGUGAGCUUUGGAACUCAGGAGAGAAUUAAGGAUUUGGAAUAUGAACAUCUAACUUUUCAGAUAACCCAAGAAAUGGUUCCUUCAGCACGUCUCAUUGUUUAUUACAUAGUCAUGGGAGAAGGUGCUGCAGAGUUAGUGGCUGAUUCAGUUUGGCUGAAUGUGCAACAGAAAUGUGGGAACAGCCUUGAUAUUAAGCUGCAGUCAAGCAAAGAGCCAGUGAAACCAGCAGAGGUGGUGUCACUCACCAUGAAAACCCAGUCCAGUUCCUUUGUUGCUUUGUCAUCCAUUGACAAGGCAAUAUAUGGGGUCACAGGAAGGAGGAAGAGAGCCAUGGAGAAGAUCAUGCUGCAGCUGGAGAAGGGUGACCUUGGCUGUGGGGCUGGGGGAGGACAGAACAACAUUGCUGUGUUCAGGAUGGCCGGGCUCACCUUCCUGACUAAUGCAAAUGCUGAUGACUCAGAGGAAGCAGGUGAACCUUGCAAUGAAGUGUUAAGAACAAAACGGUCUGACUUCCGUGAAAAGAUACUCAAAGAAGUGGACAAAUACCGAGAUCCAGAAGCCCGGCAGUGCUGCAUGGCUGGAGUAAAAGCUUAUCCAGUCUCUGAGACCUGCAGGGAGAGAGCUCAGAGAAUUCGGAGGAACCAAAGGUGCAUUUCUGCAUUCACAAAGUGCUGUGAAUUUGCCAACAAGCUGCGGCUGGAAGAGCCAAAUAAGCUCCUAAUAUUGGCCAGAAUGCAUUUUGAGUCCCUCUUGGAACUGGAUGAGGCUCAAGUUCGUAGCUACUUCCCUGAAAGCUGGUUAUGGGAAGUUCACCAAGUUUCUUCAAGGUCCAAGACUCUGUCUGUCACCUUACCUGAUUCCCUGACCACCUGGGAAGUACAAGGUGUUGGCAUUUCAGAUAAAGGUAUUUGUGUUGCUGCACCUUUGGAAAUCCAAGUUGUGAAGGAUAUCUUCCUGAGCAUUUAUGUUCCUUAUUCCGUGGUACGAGGGGAGCAAAUCGAGUUAAAAGGAUCUGUUUAUAACCAUAAAGCCUCUGCAAUUAAGUUCUGUGUUAAAAUAGCAGCUGGAAAUGGAGUCUGUACCUUUGGAGAUUCUGCAAGUGCUGGAUCAAGGAUGCAGAGCUGUACAUUUAAGAAUCUGGAUGCUGGUUCUUCCUCAGCAGUUACAUUCCGGAUACUCCCGCUGGAAUUGGGUCUUCACACUAUAAAUUUUACAUUGCUGACCCCCAGGAACAGUGAAAUUGUAGUUAAAACUUUGCGUGUCGUGCCAGAAGGCAUUAAGAAAGAACUCCACACAGGUUUCACUUUGGAUCCACAGGGUGUUUAUGGUUCAAUCAAGAGACGACAAGAAUUUCGAUACAAAGUCCCACUAAAUCUGGUCCCUAAAACACAAAUUGAGAGAAGUGUCAGUGUAAAAGGACAUCUUAUGGGUGAAGUGAUUGCCACAGUCCUGAGCCCCAGGGGCCUGCAGAUGCUGACCAGCCUGCCCAGGGGCAGUGCAGAGGCCGAGCUCAUGAGCACUGCCCCCGUAUUUUACGUGUUCCGCUACCUGGAGGAGUCGGAUAAUUGGCAUUUACUGGGCCCUGAGACCCUGAGGUCCAGGACUCAGAUGAGGAGGAAGAUGAAAGAAGGAAUUGUGAGCAUCUUGUCGUUCAGGAACGCUGACUGCUCCUACAGCAUGUGGAAGAACAGGCAAGCUAGCACCUGGUUGACAGCUUUUGCUUUAAGGAUUCUUGGACAAGUGAGCCAAUACAUUGAUCUUGAUCAAAAGUCUGUUUGUGAUUCCCUUCUGUGGCUGAUUGACAACUGUCAGAUGCCAGAUGGGUCAUUCAAUGAGUUUUCAAACUAUCAACCAGUGAAACUACAGGGUACUUUACCUCGAGAAGCUAAAGAAAAAUCUCUGUAUCUCACAGCAUUUUCUGUUAUUGGAAUUGACAAGUCAAUGAAAAUAUGUCCUACUCAGAAAAUCCACGAUGCCAGGAGCAGAGCAGGGGAUUAUUUGGUGCAGAACGUGCAGCUGGCCCAGAGCCCCUUCACCAUGGCCAUCGCUGCCUAUGCCCUGGCCCUGCUGGACCCCAACCACCGAGCGGCACGGGAGGCCUUCUCUGCCCUGAAGAAAGAGGCUUUUGUCACAGGUGACCCUCCCAUCUACAGGUUUUGGAAGGAUGCUUUCAAAGCACAAGACCAGCCAACCCCCAGCGCCGUCACUGCACAAAUGGUUGAAACCACAGCCUAUGCCUUGCUCACUACAUUGCUGAGAGGGGAUGAAAACUAUGCCAAGCCCAUCAUCAAAUGGCUCUCUGAAGAACAGAGACAUGGGGGAGGAUUUUAUUCAACUCAGGACACUAUUAAUGCCCUUGAGGCCUUGACUGAAUAUUCCCUUCUUGUCAAACGGCUGAAUCUGGACAUGGAUGUUAAAGUUUCCUACAAAAAUGGUGGACCCCUAAACUUAUUUAAACUGACAGAAGACAAUUUUGUGGGAAGAACUAUGACAGCACCUUUGCAAGAUGAUCUGUAUGUAAGCACUGGCAGCAGCACUGGCAUAGCUACAGUAAAUGUGAGGACAGUGUAUAACACCAUUGGUACUUCUGAAGAGUCAUGUAACUUUGAACUGAAGAUUGUUCCAAAGAGAGAUGAUGGUCGCAUAAAAGGAGAGGGGGAACCCCUGGGGCGCCUGGAGGCUUGUGCAAAGUACAGGCCCAGUGCGAGGGAGCCCCGGUCGGGGUCUGCUCAUGCUGUGAUGGACAUAGGGCUGGUCAGUGGAGUGGAAGCCAACCCAGAGGAUUUAUCUACUCUUGCGAGUGGAGUUGAUCAGCUGAUAGAGGAUUAUGAGAUAAAAGAUGGGCAUGUUCUCCUGCAGAUAGACUCUGUGCCAGCUCACAAGUUCCUGUGUGUUGGCUUCAGGAUCAGUGAGAUUUUCCGGGUUGGAAUGCUGAACCCUGCCACCUUCACUGUGUAUGAAUAUCAUGCACCAGAUAAAAGAUGCACCAUGCUUUAUAACCCCUAUGGAAAUGAAAAGCUGGUGAGAUUGUGUGAAGGAGAUGAAUGCAAAUGCAUGGAAGCUGAGUGUGGUAAAGUCCAGGAGAGACUCGACUGGUCGAUAACUGCUGAGAGCAGGAGGGAGGCUGCCUGCCAGAGGGACACUGCUUAUGUUUAUAAAGUGAACAUCUUAUCUCGCAGUGAGGAAGGGUUUUUUGUGAAGUAUUCUGCAAGUCUUCUGGACCUCUACAAGAGGGGGCAGGCUUUUGCUCAAAAAAAUAAUGAAAUAACCUUUGUUAAAAAGAAGACCUGCACAGAUGUUGAAUUGAGCCCAGGAGAGCAGUAUUUGAUCAUGGGAAAAGAAGCCUUGAAGAUAAGCAUUGGUUACAGUUUCAAAUUCCAGUACCCUUUGGACUCCAGCACUUGGAUUGAGUGGUGGCCUACAAAUACAGCCUGUACAUCCUGUCAGGAGUUUCUGAACACAAUGGAUGAUUUUGCUGAAGAUCUCCUCAUCAGUGGCUGUUAAUUCACUUGAACAGUUUUUAAAUUAAAAACACAGAUCAAGUCUCAUUGAAAAGAAGAAAAAUCCUUGCCUAUUUAUUAAUUCUUUUUGAGCUGAACACUCAUUAAUAGUUAUCAUGAAAAAUUAUCUUGGCAUGUUACUUUAUAGCAAUGAUAUUACAGCAAUGUUCAAAUAUGAUUUUUUUAAGCUUGGAUGAGAGAAUAACAGAGAAUAGUUCAAAGACAUUUGAAGUCAAAAGAAGUGGAUUGACUGUAAAAACAAACAUGAAAAGCACUGUCUUGUCAUUAAACCCAAGUCUUAUCAGAACAUAAAUACAUGCAGCCACUUUGUAA